ACAGGCACCAACACAGUAUCUGGGCUAGACGGAGCUGUGUGGCGAAAAGAGACAAUCAAAACAUCGCAGCCACCGUCUCCAUCCUUUGGAUCAGCAUUUCCUGCUAAAAAAAAAAAAGAAUAAGACGAGUAAAAAGAAGAAGAAUGAUCUCUUGAAAGGGACCCGGUGUCUUUUACAUUCGAAUGUAUUGAAUGGUCGCCGCCUGACAGGAGCAUCAUCCUGCCGUCCCGUGGAUUUAUCAAGCCGGCAGACGCAUGGAAGGAACAUGGCUGCAAUGAGGACUUUAACCGCGGCGGGUCUCGUCUUGGCCUUUUGCGCCCUGGGCCUGAUCGCGGUGGCCAUCGGCACCGACAACUGGUACGAGACGGACGCCAGGAGGCACCGAGAGCGCUGCAAGAAUUACUCCAACAAGAGGACCGACCCGGGCUACAUCUACAUCUCCAACAACAACCUCCCGCUCCGGAUGCUGCCCAAGUGGCGCGCCGAGGGGAGGCUGCGGGCUCGGCGGCACCUCUCGCCUCCAGCCUCGGCCAUGGAGUCGCUGUGCAGUCGGCAUUUCAACUCCACGGUGACCGGGCUGUGGAGGAAGUGUCACCGUGCGGGCUUCGAUUUGGAGACGGAGGAUUUAAUCUUUAAAGGGUUGGUUGCACGUUGUACACCAAUAAAAUACUACUACACUUCAUCGGCGUUGCCCAGGAACCUGCCAAUCAACCUGACCAAGACGAUAAGGCAGGAUGAGUGGCACGCGCUCCACCUGCAGAGGAUGACCGUCAGUUUCAUUGGCAUGGCCAUAUCCAUCAUCCUGUUCGGGUGGAUGGUCGGCGUGCUGGGGUGUUGGAAGGCACAUGACCUCAUGCAGUACGUUGCUGGACUGCUCUUCCUCAUGGGAGGCACCUGCUGCAUCAUCUCUCUCUGCACAUGUGUGGCAGGAAUCAACUUUGAACUGUCGCGCUACCCUCGCUACAUGUUUGGGAUACCAGAAGACAUCAGCCAUGGCUAUGGCUGGUCCAUGUUUUGCGCGUGGGGCGGACUGGGACUGACGCUGCUGGCCGGGUUCUUGUGCACCCUGGCCCCCUCCCUCUAUCCGCCGCCGCCGCACACCCCUGUGGCCCAUAAGCCCCGGCAGGAGAACGGCUGCGUGUGACGGGCCGACACUAACCCCACAGACAAUGUCAGUGGCCUGCAAUGAGCACAGUUCCGCUGCAGGCCACAUAGAAAGCACAAGAACUUGAAGAAGGGGAACGUUGUUAUUUGACUGGUGCUUUAAUGCCACACCUUCUCCACCAUUGAACUGUUAUUGCUUGCUCUCUAAGAGGACACAAUUCCAAGACAUUUGUAAACACAUUCCUCCUCUACCAUCUGAAUAUAGAACGGAUUAACGCCACCACCUUGAAACCUGUAUUAUACAUUUAAAAAACAAAACAUGUGGAUGUGUACUGUCACAUUUUAAAAGGGCAACUGUCUACCGUUACUCAUUGUGUACUUUUUGAAAAAAGUAUGCAGGUGCAUUUGUGUUGAUUGAAGAGAAAAUAUGGAAAGUCACGUCCAAACUGUGUUCGACUGAAAUGUUUGUUUGUCGUCAACCCCUAUUUUUGAAGAAAUAAAACAGCCAUGCAAAAUGUUCUCUGUCCACCGCAUACUGACGCACACACACACACACACACACACACACACACACACACACACACACACACACACACACACACACACACACACACACACACACACACACACACACACACACACACACACUGUUGUAUUUGUUACCUUCUUGAGACCACCAAAAAUGCCUACCUCUUUAGGACCACCCUUUCUAGAUAUAUAAAGAUUUCUAUUUACAACAUUAAUAAUAUAUACAAACGACGCAAAUAUAAAAAAGGUAAGCUUUUAGUAAUUUUUUUGUUUUUAAUUGGUUUUUAAUCUUCAUUAUUUACUUUAGUUAUUAUAGUAUGUCUCUAGAUACAUAUUUAUUAAUUUUUGAAAUGAAAUUUGGCCAAUUGGGGCACAUUUCAAUUUCUGACAGAGGGGAAGCACUUGCAUUUUUUACACACACUUGUUAUUUCAUAUGUUGACCAGAGGGGGAGCACUUUUAAAAGUCAAUUUGAAAAAUCCCUCCUUUUUGGGACCACCCUAAUUUUGAUAGAUUUCACCACCAGGGGUGCAAAUGAGACCAUGAUUUAUCUCCUAACUUGUUCAUAUGGAGGGUACUUUUCCUUGUUGAUGUCUCAAGAAGGGUAGAAAUACAAGCACACACACACACACACACACACACACACACACACACACACACACACACACACACACACACACACACACACACACACA
Molecule: messenger RNA, 2325 nt
Organism: Nerophis lumbriciformis (worm pipefish)
Lineage: Eukaryota; Metazoa; Chordata; Actinopteri; Syngnathiformes; Syngnathidae
Gene: tmem276a
Product: transmembrane protein 276a
Cellular component (GO): membrane
Source: RefSeq, a predicted model, not a curated record